CUGGAUGCUCGCUCCCAUAACAAUGAUAAUCCAUCAAUCGACAAUCAACGAGACAAUCGCCCCAAGUGUGCCAGUGUGUUGAGUGAUCGGCCUUGUCAGGGCCGGAAGGCGGCCACUAUCCCCUAUCCCAUCCUUGCCCGACGGAGUUAACUAUCGAGGCCGCCAAGUCCAGGGACCCCCCCAACCCUAUCAUUAUUUGCUACCGUUGCUACCGUAGCGAACCCCCUUCCUCCACCGUCAUGAGCUAACCUCGACCUAUCCGCGCCCUCCUUUCCCCGUCGUCUCGAAACUCGUCUUCACUCCACCCGCCGACCGAUCCUCCUCUUACCCCCUCCCUCCUCCGCUCCUUUAAGCUCCACCUGCCGCUAAUACCUCCCUCCUCCUCCCUCGCCGUCUAGUGCACUGUCGACUGACUGCUCGAGCUUUCAGUCAAUCUCUCAUUCAUUUCUACAGCUUCACGGCAUCCUCGUCUGCAUUCUUUUACGAGUACGACAUUCAUUAGUCUACCUGGCUAGCUAGCUAGCUAGCUCGCUGCACGCUUGUGUUUGGCUGUAUCAAGAAUACCCCGGCCCCGAUUUUCUCUCCUUCGAAACGCCUUCGCCGCCAGCUCUGUUUAAGUCCCAGACAGCGAAACUUGUUGCUGCCUGAGGGUAGAUUGCGUUGGAUUCUUGUUCGGCGCCGCAGACGACACACCUCUCAACAUUUAACCUUUCAUUCGACGCGUGCCACAACAGCGCUUGAGCCUCGAGACACCGUCGCCGCACCCUGCCCAUGUCAUCCUUUUGAACCAACGCCACCCGGGACAGCCACCAUCAUGGAUGGCAACAAAUCAGUCGAGGCCGGCGAGCGCGCUCCCAGGACUCACAUCGAUAGCAAGCCCCUGCCUACGGACUCGAUGGUGACAGUCCCGCUCUCCGAGAGCGACGGCCUGCAUACGCCUGAUGACGACAAUGUUUCGCCCAAACUUCCUCAACCAGAGAUUCUUGUCGAUGAGAAACGCCUUUCCUCUCGGCCAAAUUCCGCUGAAAUUAUGGCUGCUUUUGGCCGCCGAGCCAGCAUGGACGGAAGCACCACACCGCCUGCAAACCGCCCAUCCAUCGCCCUGCAGCAUCCUGAUGGCACACAAACACCAACACCUGGCGAGCGACAUAGGAGUAACAGCAGUGACUCGAGCCAGAGUGCACACGUCGACUGGGCAGAGCUUGACAAGAAGGAAGAACUGGAGCCACAGGAGGAGGGACAGGACGAGGCUAUGGCGUUACUGCUGGCACGAUUGGAGCAGGAAAACAACGCCAUCAUGGCCGAUUCGAAAGCCAACAUGAAGGUCGCUCGUGCUCGGAGUCAGUCCCGACCUCCCUCUAUCAGUCAAAUCAAACGACUCGUCCAAACAGACAACACCGACGUCCGGUUCUCGCAACUGCCCUCCCCGCCUCCCAUGACCGAGCUCGAAUUCUGGGCAGCGCUCGUGAGAGACUAUCCUCAAACUAUACAACGUCUGCCGACCCUCACCCUCAACAAGAUACGCGGUGGAAUACCUGCGCCGUUGCGGGGAGUGGUAUGGCAGAGUGCCUCUGGUGCACGGGCUAAGUUGAUUGAAGAUCAAUACGAUCAACUGUGUGGCGAGUCGAGCCCAUAUGAAAACAUCAUUAAUAAGGACUUGGGCAGGAGUUUUCCUGGCGUUGAAAUGUUCAAGGACCCAGAAGGCGAAGGGCAGAAGAUGCUUGGGCGUGUGCUCAAGUGCUUUAGCCUGUACGAUAGCAAGAUCGGCUAUUGCCAGGGCCUUGGCUUCUUGGUCGGUCCACUGCUCAUGCAGAUGGGGGAUAAGGAGGCCUUUUGUGUGCUCGUUCGGCUUAUGGAAGAUUACGAUCUUCGGUCGUGCUUCUUGCCAGACCUUUCUGGCCUGCAUCUUCGCAUCUUCCAAUUCCAGCGCCUAUUGCAGCAACACAUGCCGAAACUAGCUGCUCAUUUGGAAUUCCUACAAGUCGAAUCGGCUUAUUUGUCCCAGUGGUUUCUAUCGUUUUUCGCGGUAACAUGCCCGCUACCUAUGCUUUUCCGUAUCUACGAUGUUCUUUUUGCCGAAGGCGCUUCCGAGACCAUUAUGCGAGUCGCUCUCGCUCUGAUGAAGAGGAACGAAGCCAAAAUCUUAGCGCUCUCUGAAUUCGAGGAUGUUAUGCAGUUGCUUCUUGGCCGUUCGCUUUGGGAUCCGUAUGGUCGAAACGCCAAGUCAGCUGAUGACUUGGUAAACGACUUCGUCAGCUUCACAAAUGACGUGACACGUGAGAAGCUACAGGGGUUGGAAGCAAGCUUUCGCGAAGAACAGGAAAGGGACAACUCGAAAUCCAAAGUCCAAAAGUCGGCUACUUCGUUCCUGGGACGCUUGUGGGGUCCGUCAAAUUCCUCGACAAAAUCUGUCUCACUCAGCCCUGAUGGUUCAGACAUGUCGACACAUACGCAAAGCACGGCGCUUACCGAAAUAUCGCGAGGCUCUACGGGCGAUGCCCUCUCUCUCAAAUCCGGCCAUGAAUCGACUGCCAUGUCCAUUCGAAUGGGGCACUCCUCCAAGGAUCGAGACCUGCAUUAUCAAAUCGAACAGCUUCUCAUGUCGGUUAGCCAACUGCAGCGCCAAAACAGUGAGAUUGAAGCGGCUCUGCAGAAACAACGAGAGGAUCGAAAGGAAGACCAUCGUAUUGUGCGCACCGUUGUGGACAAAUUUCGGAAGAAGCAGUCGUCGCUUGGGGCGACUUCCACCAGGGCAUCGCGACGGAGGACAACCAUCACUGCUGCUAUGCUCACGCCGCCCAAUGACGAAGAGCCCCCCACGACUACCACAGCUGCGCCGGAAGAAGUCGUGGAGGCUGCUGAGGUGUUAGACAAAAGGUUCCCAUCGCAUCAAACACACCACCGAGCCUCUUCCAUGUUCGAAACAAAGGAGGUUUUGCGCGAUAACCUCUCUCGUACCAAGGAACAACUUGCAUCCGAGACUAUUCGUGCGCAAACAAUAGCCAGGGAAAUGAGCGACACACAGGCCGACCUGGCGAUAUCGCGCGAGGCGCUGAAGGAUACCAGACAACGAUUGCAAGAUUCGUACAACCAAAACCAGAAGCUUGAGAAGACUAUCCAGGACCUCAGGCUGAACGCAAGGAAGGGCUCUGCGGCUUGGAUCGAUGGCACGCCAGAUUCAACGCCGUCGCUAUCGCGCUCCAACACUACCGACAGUGUUGUAUCUACGGGUGGCUUGCGUGAAUUGCGUCUCGGCCGCACCGCCUCGAUGAAAUCACAAAAGGGCACCCAGCAAUUCACAAAGCGAUCGUCGUCGCUUGCAACGCAGCAGUUCCUUGGCGCAGACGCGCCCGCCUCAUCCGCCGAUAACGAAGCCCUUCUCCUCGAACUCGUCAAUGCGAAGACCGCCGAAGCCGUCGCUAGGCAGGAACUAGAAGAAUACAAAAACAAGUUUGAAAGCAUGAAAAAGAUGAUGGCGAACGGCGGUGCAACACCAGCUGCAACGCCGACUGCGGAAUCCAAAACUGCUGCUGCGGGAAGCGGUUGGUCCUGGGGUAUAGGCACGUCUUCACCGUCGUCGAACUCAACCCCAACUGCUUCUUCUACAGCUACUGCGGCUCCUCCCCCGGCAGCAACAACAGUCUCGCCUACGCCUUCUGCUACAGUUGGAGGAGGCGGUGGAUGGGGCUGGGCAGGUUGGAAGCGAACCCCUUCCACUACCAAUGCCACGAUCAAACAAUAA
Periconia digitata is the source of this 3742-nucleotide messenger RNA. Lineage: Eukaryota; Fungi; Ascomycota; Dothideomycetes; Pleosporales; Periconiaceae. The record is from the annotation of a GenBank genome assembly.